Octopus sinensis (East Asian common octopus) is the source of this 2756-nucleotide messenger RNA. Its product is annotated as glutamate--cysteine ligase catalytic subunit-like. The transcript is spliced from 16 exons. Bases 235 to 1965 code for a protein of 576 amino acids. NCBI's taxonomy places the organism in Eukaryota, Metazoa, Mollusca, Cephalopoda, Octopoda, Octopodidae. Gene Ontology annotation, molecular function: glutamate-cysteine ligase activity. Gene Ontology annotation, cellular component: glutamate-cysteine ligase complex. The record is from RefSeq and is a predicted model, not a curated record. Gene Ontology annotation, biological process: glutathione biosynthetic process.
AGAUAUAAGGUUACAUGACUAUUUAUAGAGAAAGUUCAUUGUUCUUUCAUUUUUUGGGGAGUAUAAAAACUGUCAAAGCAGUGUAUCUCUCUUCUAACGUUUAAAUUAACAUACCUUUGGUAGCUGCCAGAUACCUGCAAGCAAGAUAAGAAAAAGCUGUGAAUAUCUGAGUUCUUCUUGAAGAUCAAACAAAGCAAAACUGGUUGUAAGAAUCGUUUGUGGAUUAGAUUCAAAAUGAUUUCAGCAACAGACCAUUCUUUUUUGACAUGGGAGGAAAUCGAACCCUUGAUUCCACAUAUUAAGGACCAAUCAAGAAUGCAGUUUGUUCAUCUGUAUAGAAAAUAUAAGGACCAAAAUAAUUAUCCCUUUUAUUGGGGCGAUGAGAUUGAGUUUUCAUUAAUACAAUUUGACCAUGAUCAAAAAGUUGUCCAGUUAUUGUUGAAUUCCAUGUCCUUACUUGAAUCUCCUGAAGUAAAGGGAUUAGAAUCAAGCGAAUGGGUUCCAGAAUGUCUCGAAUAUAUUCUGGAAGGCAUACCAAAAAACCCAUUUGGCAGUUCCAUCACAGAUUUGAACCUUACCGAAGAACAUUUUAAAGAAAGACGUAAAGCAAUUAAACAACUUCUCAGCCCAAACCAAACUCUAGUUAGUGUGCCAUAUUUUCCAAGAUUCGGCUGUCCUAAUUUCACUUUUCCAUCUUACAAAGCAAACAAGCAUCCAGUCGAACUUCACCAAUCAGUUUUCAUAGGAGAUGCAGCACUGUGCUCCCAGACUCCAUACUAUAUAACCUCGUAUAAAAAUUUAGCUAAAAGAAGACAAGAAAGAAUGGUAAUCAAUGUACCGCUUUAUAUAGACAAAAAUACGAUGAUGCCAUACGGAGAGGAUUUGUCUGAGUAUGAAGACAAUGAAGAGAUGAUGAAAGCAUUGAAACCAGGCCACAUUUACAUGGAUACUAAAUCAUUCGGAGUCAGUUGCUGUGUUAUACAAGUUACAUUUCAAGCUGCUGGUCUGAAAGAAGCUGCUUAUCUCUUUGACAAUUUUGUGCCUCUUACUCCGAUUAUGACAGCACUGACAGCUGGAUCACCGAUUUAUCGAGGACUUUUAUCUGAAUUUGAUUCCGCUUGGAGACCCAUGUCUUGGUCUUGUGAUGAUCGUACCAGACAAGAACGGGGAAUAGAACCUUUGACAGAAGGCAAAGUUUUGGUGGACAAAACUGGUUUUGAUUCAAUAGGAAGAUACAUUUCUGUGGACAACCAAUUCUAUAAUGACUAUGAUUACCGUUAUGACCAUAGGCAGUAUGAAUUACUGAAGGCUGAAGGUAUUGAUGAAAUAAUCGCCAAAUAUGUCGCACACCUCCUUCUUAAAGACCCACUCAUUUUACGCAAAGAGAAAAUUGAUCAAGACAUUUUCAAAGAUUCUGGUCAUAUUCAGGCUAUCUUUAAUAGUAAUGGACACAGCUUAAAAUUGAAGCUCCCUGAUGAGAAAUCUGGAUGGAAAGUGGAAUUCAGAACAAUGGAGGAUCAGUUGACUGACUUUGAAAAUGCUGCUCUUGUUGUAUUCCUUAUUCUUCUUAACCGAGCUAUAAUUACUCUCAAGCUAAACCUUUUGAUCCCAAUAACAAAGGUUGAUGAAAACUUCACAUCAGCACAAAAGCGGGAUGCCAUUAAUAAAGAAAAGUUUCACUUCAGAAAAGAUGUCCAAAAAGAAUUUGCUAAUUGUGAACUAACAGAUGAUAUUUACACUUUGAUGACUUUAGAUGAAAUCAUGAAUGGAAAGGAUGAUUUCCCUGGUUUAAUUCCUCUCAUACACAAAUACCUUAAUCAAUUUGAUUAUGACGCCAGUAAAAGGCUACAAAUAAUGCAAUACCUGAAAUAUAUCUCAGACAAAGCAGCAGGUGAGACGAUUCAUUUGUUUUCAUCAAUAUUAAACAAAUUUUAUCUUAAAUAUACAACAUUUACCCUCCAAUAAUGCUAGUUUCUUUUCUAAUUAUCAAAUAUAAUUGUGCCAAAGUUUGAAUCCAAUAAUUUGUCAACGUGAAUGUUUCUAGAGAUUUUCUGUAAAGUACAGUAGUCACGAGUAAUAAAGUAUGUAUAUACAUACAUACUCAUGCAUCCAUGUAUGAUGUAUGUAUAUGAGAUAAUGCUGAAGACUUUCUGGUUUUUGGUAAAAGAAAAUACAGGUGGAUCAGUAAAUUAUUUUAUUCGAAAUAUUCCCCUCUCAGAUUCACACACUUAUUGGCAGCGGUCCUUCAUAUAGUCUAAGCCCUGUUAAAGAGCUCGAAAGGUUGGGCCAUCAACCAAGCCUUUUGCAAUAUUCUUUAAGCGAAGAACUUUUCAGCACUAGCAUGUGUGUGUGUGUGUGUGUAUGUAUACACAGGAGAAACUAGAAUAACGGUUGAAUACAGGUCAAAGUACAAUUCAAAAGUAUUAGGAAAAAAACAAUCUGUAGACUGGAGAACACACUUAUGUAUGUAAGUCAGUUAUGUGCUGCCAAAUGUCUGAGUGACUUGUACAUAGUGCAGUGCUUUUAUGUCUGUGAGUCAAUGCAGUGUAGUCUGUGGGUCAGUGUUGUCUCUUCCUAUGAGUUGGUACGGUGAACCAAUUCAAUUAUUUCUGAGCUUCUGGACAAAAGCAGCUGAAGUUGGCUGGUGUCUUCUAUAUCACAGUAAAUUUGAAUGGUAAAAAGCUUGUUUUUCAACCACAUGUUUCCAGGCUCAGUUUCACUGAGUAGCGAAUGUCUUCUACUAUAGCCUUGGGCCA